This is a messenger RNA of Brassica napus (rape), 3632 nucleotides long. RefSeq lists its product as uncharacterized. Lineage: Eukaryota; Viridiplantae; Streptophyta; Magnoliopsida; Brassicales; Brassicaceae. Gene Ontology annotation, molecular function: zinc ion binding. Bases 2323 to 3519 code for a protein of 398 amino acids. The transcript is spliced from 2 exons. The record is from RefSeq and is a predicted model, not a curated record.
UUGUUACAUGCGCUCAUGAUACAUGUUCUUUAUGCAUUGAAUUAAUGAUUUAUUCAAGGUCUAGAUUGGUUGAUCGCAGAUUUUUCAAAAAUUCAAUUGUCUUAAGAGUAAUGAUAAUCAUGCUACGAGGCAAUGGAUGUACGCAAGAAUUGAUCCGAAUACCAAUCAAGUUUCUAAUGCAUUUAUAGAAGGAUUGCAAUAUUUCUUGGUUGUUGCUAAAAACCAUGUUUUAUUUACUCAAAAGCAGAAAAAAUUUUACCCGUGUAGUAAAUAUGAGAAUAGAAAAUUUCAUGACGAGCAAACAGUUGUUGGCCAUUUAUAUAACAGUUAGCCCAUUUUUAGUAAAGUUUUACACUCUUUAGCUUAAGUUGUUUAGAUUAGUCCAUUGAGCCUUCCUUUUGUUUCUAUAAACCCACAUUUUUAUUCUCCUUUUAGACCAAGCCUUUUUUGUGUUGAAAGAAGAGUUAAUUAUUCUCUAACUUUUUUUUAGGGAAAAUUGGAUAAAUGAGACACUUUGAACUUUUAUUUAUCACAGUAGAAUUUCUGAUAUUUUGGACAAUUCUGGACAUAUUUUACCUUUUCUAUGAAAAAAAUAGUAAACUAAAUUUUAAAAAUGUUAAAAAAUAUCAAAACUAUUGGAAACAUAAGUAUGACAAUAUAUAUGUUUAAAUUGUUUUUUUUUAAAGAUGAAUCAUAUUUUAUUUCAUCUUCUAGCUACAGUUACAAUAUUCAUUAUGGUCAUCUACUUAGUCUAGAAAUCGGCUACUAAUGUUUAUACAUAGAUAUAUCUUUGGUAUACAACGUCACCUAUCUUUUCUUAUAUAUUCUAACCAUAGCUAGGUUACGUUACGUUAUAAUCAAGAAAGAUGUCUUCCGUAUACCUUUAGCUUGAUAACGACAUAUAGCCACAAUGCGUUGAUAUACCUUAUCUAUAUUUGGAGCCAUGAUAUGUUUUUUGUUUUACCUUAUGUGGCGCUUGAGAAAGAAUAUGUUUUACAUCUACUUUACUGUGUUCUGACUUCCCUAGGUUAUACAUUCUACAGGAAAUCCGAAAAAUAUGGAAACUUCCAUAAUCGGUUAAAGAUGUUUCUUAAAUCUAAACUAAAUCUUCCCUAAAUAUCUCCAAAAAUAUUUUCUCCCACGUUUUUCUCCUUCUCCCACGAUCUUUUGUCGUCGUUCUUUGUGUUUCUCUCUUCUUCAUCGACAUAAUCAUCUCUCUUUUCUCUAUCAAUACAACAUGGUUCUAAUCUAUGUCAAAUCUGGUGAAUGGAUGUGUAGCCGCGGUGAUGACUGGAGUUUCAUGGUAGACAAAGAAAGGCGUGGUCGAAUGGUAACAUUAGCAACUACUACGUUGAAGCAGCUCAAGAUAAUGGUGUGUGAGGAUUAUGGGGUGGACCAUAAUGCCAUUAAUGUCGAGUUCAGUUAUUCGUUGUUGACUCAAAGAGGGAAUCCUCCAAUUAUUAUCACCAAUGAUCGGCAAGCAUCUAAUUUUGUGGGCUAUGCAAAGAGGGAAUCGUCUACUACCUUGUGUGUGAUGUUCUCUGUUUCUGGUGUAAGUCAAAAGGAACGAGUCAAUAUCGAUUUGAAUAAGGAGCCUUGGGAUUCAAGUAAUGUUGAGGAUGAAGAAGUUCCUGAGAUAAAUCGAGUAGAGUUUGUGAAGCCGUCAAAGGAGUCUUGUGUUAGAAGAACGAAUCAUGUCACUGCGGAUGGUUGCGGUGCUUUAAGAAGUGAAAACAUUAAACUUUGUCAAAACAAUGGAGACAGUGAUAAGGAUGGUCGAGCUUGGAGAGGAGACUUCGUGAAGAAGGAUCAAAUUUUCACAAGUAAAGGGGUUCUGAAGGCAACAAUGGAAAUUUUGGCAAUGAAGAAUAAUUUCGAUUAGCCGUUAUCAAAUCCACGAGAAAAUGAUGUUAUAUUCGAUGUCAGGAUGCAUUGUGCAACUGGACUGUGCGUGCAGAAGGUAUAGAUGGGUCUACAUAUUUCAUGAUCAACCAAUGUGAUGGAAGACAUUCAUGUGCUCCUUCAAAGAAAAGGAAAUUCGGAAAAACAGCAUCGGCAAGAACAAUUGGGAGUAUGAUACAACAUCGAUUUGAUGAUGCAAACGAUGGCCCAAAACCAAAUGACAUCAUUCAAUUUAUGAGAUUGGAGCAUAGUUGUGAGAUUACUUAUUGGCACGCUUGGGAAGCUUGUGAGUUUGCUAUUGCAGCUGCUAGAGGUAUACCAGAUCGCAGUUACUCUAAAAUACCAGCAUAUUUGCAUAUGAUUAAAUAAGCUAAUCCUGGUACGCAUACUCACUAUGAAACUAAUGAGAAGGGAAGAUUCAUGUAUCUAUUUAUGUCAUUUGGGCUAUCAGUUAGAGGAUUCUGCAAUGCAAUGCGAAGGGUGAUUAUCGUUGACGGAACUUUUCUGAAAAAUAAAUACAAAGGGACACUUCUUGUUGCUACUGCUGUAGAUGGUAACUCUAAUUUGUAUCCGAUUGCAUUUGGGGUUGUUGAUUCAGAGAAUGACGAUUCAUGGGGGUGGUUCUUCAGACAGUUGAAAGUGGUUAUUACUGAUUGUCAAGACCUAGCUUUUGUCUCAGAUAGAAAUGUGUAUAUUUCUAAAGCUAUUGGGACUGUCUACCCUCGAUCAGCACAUGGAAUUUGCAUUCAUCACUUAUUGACCAAUGUGGUCUCAUUUUUCAAGACAAAAGGGUUGACUGCGUUGGUGGAAAAGGCUUCACGGGCAUAUAGGUACACUGAAUUUCAAGAAUGUAUCACCAAAAUUUUUGAUAUGAGUCCUGAGCUUGGAAGAUAUCUACGGGAGGCUGAUGUGCGCAAAUGGGCUCGUUCUCUCUUCCCUGGCUCCAGGUAUCAUAUUAGGACCAUGAACCCUGCAGAGUCUAUAAAUUCAGUUCUUAGAAUACCUAGAGAAUAUCCGGUUAUUCCUUUGCUUGAUAGUAUAAGAGAACUGUUGACUCGAUGGUUCUAUGAGCGUCGCUUGUUAAGCUCAAAGCAUCUAGAUCCUUUAACCGCUAAGGUGCAGAGAAAGAUUGAUAGGAAAAUUGUGAAGGCAAAAGGAUUCCAGGUUUACAAGGUUGACAACUUCAGAUCGGUAGUAAAAGGAGACAUAUAUGAUUGUCAUGUUGAUUUGGAAAGAAGAACAUGCAUAUGUGGUAAGUAUGAUAUAGGAAAAAUUCCUUGCCGACACGCCAUUCCUGCAAUUUAUUCACGAGGUAUGGAAGUGCACAGAUUCACUGACACCUUAUAUAUCACUGCAGCGUGGAGAACCGCUUAUGCAGAUUCCAUUAAUCCAAUAGCAGUUCUAGAGUCUGAAUGGAAUGUCCCUGCUGAGGUUAAACUUGCAAAGGUUUUACCAGCAAAGACAAGAAAGAGUGCUGGUCGACCAGUAAAGAGAAGAUAUGAAUCAGUAGAAGACAAGAUCGCAUCUUCUCAAGGAUCAAGGAAGAAUAAAAAGCAUAAGUGCAGCUGUUGUGGAACCGAAGGACACAAGAGAGGAACAUGCGAUUUACCCAUCUAGUUUGUUAUGUGUCUGCAUCUGUCUUUUUUUUUUCAUUAUUGCUCUUGAAACUAUUUGAUCUUCUGUUUAAGAACCUAUUUGACAAUUUGGUAUUUGGUAGUUGCUAAACUCUA